AUGGCAUCUUCCCAAUAUUUCUUCAUCCUUGCAAUCGUAGCAAUUAUUGUCCCUUCAAUUUUGGCCACAGAAUUUGUGGUUGGUGAUGACAAGGGUUGGACCAUUAACUUUGACUACCAAGCUUGGGCUCAAGGAAAGGAGUUUCAUGUCGGGGACACUCUUGUUUUCAAGUAUAAAGAGGGAGUUCAUAAUGUUCUUAAAGUCAAUGGAACUGGCUUCCAACAAUGUGUUGCACCAUUGGGAAUUGAGGCCCUAAUUAAUGGAAAUGAUGUGAUUACACUAGUAACCUCGGGAAGAAAAUGGUGUAUUUGUGGUGUUGCCAAACAUUGUGAGAAUGGAAACCAAAAACUUGCCAUUACAGUGCUUCCUCAGACAGUGUCUCCAGCACCUUCUCCUGUUUCAGCAGCCAAGGAAUGCGUUAAACCUAUAUAUUAUGGGUGGAUGUUGGUUGUUUUUGGCAUCCUUGCCAUGGUUAUGAUGACUGCUUCUAUGGACGCAUUGAAGAAGCAGAAUGAGGAGCUUGCUACCAAACUCAUAGCUGUUGAGGGCCGUAAUGGCCGAAGAGAGCGUGAGCUAGAAGCAAGGCGGGAGAAGGAGCAUGAAGAAAGGCGUUAA
Messenger RNA from Corylus avellana, 615 nucleotides. NCBI's taxonomy places the organism in Eukaryota, Viridiplantae, Streptophyta, Magnoliopsida, Fagales, Betulaceae. The record is from RefSeq and is a predicted model, not a curated record.